ACUUUAUACCUUGUAUUUCUAACGUCCUUUUUAAUACGUACCUCGCUGCAAUUUUAAGUAACUAUUUCUUUGAUCUCAGAAGGUUUUUAAAAGUUACUGAUAAACUCAGGAGUUACUAAGUGACAGUUUGUGAUACAUGAUGUGGGCAAGUUUGGCACAGGUGUUCUGUCGUAUUAAUGAAGGAUAUUAUAUUCCUUGAUUUAAGUUAUAGCAUAUUUCAAUUUUUGAACUAGGUGGAACUUAACAUCAUACUCCGGAAAUCCACUAUCUAUGAAGGAGGAUAAAUAAUUUCUUUGGUCAGAGUGAUUACAUAUUUUUGUCAUGGAUAUAAAGCAAGAAUUUGAUUGCAUGGUUGAAACAUUUGAUUCUUCUGAAGUUGAUACCGAGGAACUAUCAUCUAUUUCAAACUUAUGCAAAGAAGAAGUUCUUAUUGAAGAUGAAUUUAAAUUGUUUAAAGAUAGUGAGUCUGAUGAAGUAGAAGAGGUUAAGGUAACUCCAGAUAUUGCACAUUGUUCAAGUUCUGAUGUCUCAUCCAGUUCCAUGUUACGAUGUUAUUCUUGUAGUGAAGAAUUUGAAAAUGCCUCUUCUCUUGAAAUUCACAUUAAAGAGAUCCACAUAAAUGAAUUGGCAAUGUGUUAUGGUAAAAUAUUUACCAAAACUGACAUACUCCCAGAGGAAGGUUGGGGCUAUGUGGAAGAUCCUCUCCCAAAGAAGAGGAAGAGUGUAAAAAGGGUGUUACAGUGUGACAAGUGUGAUUAUAAGACAGACAGAACUGGUUCCAUGAAAUCUCAUAUGGUAACUCAUUCAACAGAAAAACCUUUCCAUUGUACAUUAUGUGAUUAUAAAGCAUCGAGACCAGCUGUUUUAAAGAAACAUAUUAUGAUACACCACACUAAGGAAAAACCUUAUCAGUGUGUAGUAUGUGAAUAUAAAACUGCUUAUCCUAGUUGCUUAAAAAGUCAUAUGAUGACUUAUCAUACUAAUGAAAAACCAUUUAAAUGUACUAUUUGUGAGUAUAGAUCAGUUGAUUCUGGGGGUCUUAAAAGACACAUAAAAGGUCGUCAUUCUAAUGAGAAAGCUUUUCAGUGUUCAUUGUGUGAUUAUAGUACAGGAUACUCAAAAUGUUUAAAAAUACACAUUAUGGCUCAUCACACCAAUGAAAAACCUCACCAAUGUACUAUUUGUGAUUACAAGUCUACUUAUUCGCAAGAUUUAAAGAGACAUAUGAUUAUAACUCAUAACACUGAAAAACCUCAUCAUUGUACUUGGUGUGACUAUAAAACUCCUAUUUUAAGUUACUUAAAAACACACAUAAGGAUCAAUCACACAAAUGACAAACCUUAUAGUUGUACUUUGUGUGAUUAUAAAACCGGAAGUAGUAACAAUUUGAGGAACCAUACUAUUACACAUCAUUCGAAUAAAAAGCCUUACCAAUGUUCUCAAUGUGAUUACAAAACUUCUCAGUGCAGUAACCUAAAAGUACAUAUUAGAACUCAGCAUACUAAAGAGAAACCUCACCAAUGUUCACAAUGUGAAUUUAAAACUGCUUAUUCACAGUUUUUAAAAAUUCAUGUUAUGGCUGUACAUUCAAAAGAAAAACCAUACCAUUGUGCUUCAUGUGAUUAUAAAACUGCUAUACCUUCACAUUUGAAACGGCAUGUAAAUAGAAUACAUCCAGAUUAGAAAUUCUCAUUGAUUUAUUUAUU
Molecule: messenger RNA, 1706 nt
Organism: Nezara viridula (southern green stink bug)
Lineage: Eukaryota; Metazoa; Arthropoda; Insecta; Hemiptera; Pentatomidae
Source: the annotation of a GenBank genome assembly